AUGGCCUCCAGACUCCUAUCCACCCCCUUCCGCCGCGGCUUGCAGACAUCAGCGCGCAGGUUCGAGUCUGUCGCUACGACUACCAGCGCUGGAGUACCCGGUGCGGGCGUGGCGCCGCCGUUGCCUGCUAGGAAGCCUGUUGGUGCUUUUCGUGGGGGGCUCUUCGGCUUCUUCUUCGGUAGCACUCUCGCCGGCAGUGCCGUCUACUACUAUGCGCUCCAAGAGUAUAAGGCCUCGAACGAGCUCUUGACGGGGGAUAUCUACGCUCUCCAGAACGCUGUCGACAGGCUGGGCAAGACCCUCAUUACCUUGGAGGAGAAGAUGGAGGUGUUGGAGAGGAAGAGGAAGUAA
Neurospora tetraspora is the source of this 351-nucleotide messenger RNA. RefSeq lists its product as uncharacterized. Lineage: Eukaryota; Fungi; Ascomycota; Sordariomycetes; Sordariales; Sordariaceae. Bases 1 to 351 code for a protein of 116 amino acids. The record is from RefSeq and is a predicted model, not a curated record. The transcript has 3 exons.